AGACACGCAUGUCACAACAACGCACCUUUUCCCUAACAUGUUUACUGCUCCACCCAUCUCAACUCUUCCUCUCUUAUCUCUCAGCAGGAAGUCGGUGGAAGGGGAGGAAAAGGGAGGAAGUGGUGCGCACUGUUGAGUAGUUUCCCAGUCGCUAUGACUACCUCACACCCCUCCAUCUACAGAGCUGUCGUCUUGUUGCUACGGUGACCUGAUCCCGUUCCAUCUCUGCUGCUAUUGAAGAUCUGGAUUGGGCUGAUAAAGAAGAACAAUCCAGGAGAGACAUCUUAUUUCUCUAAGAACAGCUUGUGGAUGGGACAGCGGAUUCCAGGCAGGGACGCAGAUUGGUGGACAGGAGGGAGCAGCGUGGCGGGAAUGCUGCGGGAGUAGCACAGAGACGUUGCUUGGAAACAGCAACAUGCCAGUGCAGCAGAUAACUGUGGUUCCGGCAAGGGAAGCGGCUACCAAUGUCAAGAGCACGCCUCGCUCCAAAGACAAGAAUGAGCAGGGCAGGAAGGCACCUGGGCGCUCGGGGAGCCGACACAGCAACAUCUCCAAGGCGAGCAACACCACAGCUGCACAUGCCACGGCCUCAAGGACGUCGAUAACCCCAUCGGUUCAGGACAUAUGUAGUUCUGGCCAGCAGACCCGGUUAGAGGGAGAUGCUUCUGAGUCCCGCAAACACAACAAGCACACACGCAAUAACCCUGCAAUGACGGUCGCCAGCACAGCGGUGAGCUCGUCGGCUCAGGCCCAGAAAAAGCAGGUGAAGAGGCGUCACCGGCGUAAGAGGAGCAGCUGCACCACCGUGGACUGCGUGGAGGCCAACGGCCGACAGGAGCAGAGUGACCGCAGCCCCAGCUCUGAGCGCGCCGAGCUGGGCGAGAAGAGAGAGCGUUCCUUCAGGAACCGCAGGGAGCUCGCUCCCCGCCUCCGCUGCUCCGGCGCCCCCCACUCCGACUCCUCCACCGAGGAAGAAGCGGGCCGUGGCUCCCGUAGCUGGAGCAAAGAGAAAGCUCGAAGAGCCCGCCGGCGCAGCGUGAGCAGCAGAGAGAGAGAUGCAACAAACUGCCGUAAAGGAGAAGACAAAGCCGAGUUAAUGGAGCUGCAGUCAGUAGGCUCGGAUGAAGGGAAGGAGAAUCAGCAUCUGAUGGAAGACAGCAACGGCCUUAAGAAGCGGCACCAGAUCACGAGUUCAAUGAAGAGAGAAGGCCGUGUGUCAGAGAGGGAGAGAUCACGGAGCAGAGAGAAAGAGAAGCAGAGCCACAAGUCAAGGAGCCCAAGAGGCAGCUCCUCACUGGCAGAAGAUGGCGAGGAGCUCAUCACUAAGAGAUACCAGGAGAGGGGGUCUGGUGGUGGGGACAUGUCAGUGCCCACACCACAGAAACACUGCGGUAUGAAUGGGACCUCAUUGCGACACUGCUCAGAGGACUCUGAGCUGGAGGUCUGCAGGAUUUGCCACUGCGAGGGGGAUGACGACUGCCCUCUAAUAACACCAUGUCACUGCACAGGAAGCCUGAGCUUUGUCCAUCAGGACUGCCUCAACCAGUGGAUCAAGUCCUCAGACACUCGCUGCUGUGAACUCUGCAAGUUUGACUUCAUCAUGGAGACGAGGCUCAAACCUUUAAACACGUGGGAGGAGCUGCACAUGACCAAGAGUGAAAGGAGAAAGAUCUUCUGUUCAGUGUUGUUUCACCUGAUAGCAAUAGUGUGUAUGUUGUGGUCUGUUUACAUUCUGGUGAGGAGAACGACUGAAGAGCUCAGACUUGGGAGGAACGACGAGUUAUGGAGAGUUUCACUUCAGAAGUUCUAUUCGGAGCAGGGUAUAAUCGAGUGGCCCUUCUGGACCAAGCUUAUCGUGGUGGGCAUUGGCUUUACAGGCGGCCUCAUCUUCAUGUACAUCCAGUGUAAAGUCUACCUGCAGCUCUGGCGCCGCCUCAAGGCCUUCAACCGCAUCAUCACCGUGCAGAACUGCCCAGAGAAAAACUUGCACAGCACCAUGAGCAACGGCAGGCACGAAACCGUGGAGGUCCCGGUUUCCCCAGCCCCCGUCCCGUCUCCAGAGGCACAGGUGGACUCCGACAUGUCCGUGGAGGCUGCGGUGGCACCGGCGCAAAACCCCGUCUGACCGAUUCACCAGAUCAGAUUAAUCACACCCUGCAUCCGACAAGAUGAGCCGGUGUGAUUUAGACCUGUGCAGCAUUUUAAUGUUUUUCUCAGCUCCAGAGAGGGCUGAUCUUGAGAUGCAACAGAUGAUUUUGAAGAGAACGGAUCCGGUUUUUCACUUAUGCAAGAAAACUGAAAGCUCCGGUGCUUGUGGUGAUGUGAAAGUACAAAAUAUGAAAGGUGUGAACAGAAGUGCGGGGAAGGACAUGAAAAAAAGCGAGGAAAGACUGUGAAGACUGGUUAAAUGGUAAACUGCCAGUUUAUUUGUAUGCACUUUUUAAAACCAGCACUGACAUAAGUGAAACUUGUGAAAGCCCUGUGGAUGCGAUCUACUUCAAGGUCUCAAUAUGCUUCAAGACUGUGUCAAGUAGUGAAAAUAUUUCAACGAGUUUGGAAAGAUGAGAGGCAUGCAGAACUGUAAAUCCAGCAACAACCGUACCAUGGAGUUGAGUAAUUAAUGAGUAAGGAAGGCUUCUAUGUUACUGUGAGAGGUUCAACACCUCUCCCAGUGCUGUGCACUUUAAAUGGCCUCAGAUCAAGCAUGUCCCAUACUCUGAUACACCUCAGAACCUCACACCCUGAUCAGCCCUGCUUUUCUUUUUCUUUAAAUAUGCAACAGGCUCAUCCUCAUGAGAUCCAAAUCCUCCACUUAAGAAUUUCCAAACUGCUAAAGUGACUUUGUUGAGUCUCUUAAACUCAUAAACCUCCUGAUUGGGUGUAACGGAUCCAAAACUUCACCCCAAAAGCAUUUUUAUUAGAGCCUGAGAAAAACUAAAAUGGGCACUUGUAUCUGAAUGAAAAAGAAAACAUAAGUUUUGUAAAAUGUGUAUAAAAAAAAAAGAAAAUGGUGUGGAGAUGAUCCGACUAGCACUUUGUCUGAAGCAUACUGAGGCCAUAACGGUGGUUCUGGACAAUCAGGUAGUCAGACACCAAAGAGGCAUAUAACAAGGAGAGAAACAGUUAUUCAAACUAAAUAUCUACUGGUAUAUCAGUCAAAAGUCUGUAAUAUUUUGAGGUUGACUUUCACAGAAAAAAUACUCAAUAAUUGUUCAAAUAUACCAACUAGUAAUCCGUUUGUAAUGAUGAUGUUUUGCAGCUGUAGGGCCCCGGAGGUCAGUUAUUACACAUUAAUGUAACUAGAAAGUUCAUGGUUGCCAUCUGUUCAUGUUUUUCUGUUAGACUAUAGUCGUGAUUGUCUUGGUUUAUCGUUCUUUUCUACAGGUUUUAAAUUUCCUUUCUUUGUGUCUUAAAUUCGCUAUAACAUCUUAGAACUCUUUCUAGCUCCGUGCAGGUUACAUACAACACUAUUUUUGUCUGUGCAAUAAAAAAUGAAUGUAGACUACCCAGAGAAGCUGUUUUAACAUCAAUGUCUGGAUACAGAAUACAAAUCUUUAUUUAAGGAUAGUUAAUGUCCAAGAUCCACAGAGACUCUCAUGCAAAGGUGACCGUCACUGGGAGUCUGACAUCUCCACGGCCUCAUCCACUUCCUCAUUGUCCAAAUCAUCUUCAGCCUCUUCUGUCGCCUCAGCUUCAUUUUUUGUGUCCGGGGAUUUAUUUGAAACCUUUCGCAGUUUGAUAUUUGGAAGUUUCUUCAGAUCUCCAGUCCACUCUCUGCAAUGACGAUACACAAAUAUUCAACAUAUCUCACAAUCAAAAUCCAUUUAAAAGUUCACAUUGUGAUUUGUUUUUCUUUUUAAAUAUUAUCAGCUGUGGAGACUUGAUUACUGACAUCCCUAAGAUGGUGUUUGUUACAUGCUGGGUCACUGGUGUUUGAGAGACUACCAGUGACGAAUACCAGUCUUGCUCUGCUCUCAGUUACUAAAUAAUACCGUGACAAUUUGUCAGAAGGUUAUCACAGCAUUAGGUUUUAAUAUGGAUCUGUGCUGAAGUGCUGAAAAUCCAGCUGUUCUUGACACAUCUGUUAGAGAGCUCUUGGGUACGAGGUCGAGUAAACGUCAAGAACAUGUACGGAUCUCUAACACUAAAGAUGUUGCUCAAUAUCAACUCUACUGUUACAUUUGUGCACUUUUGUCCUAAUAAAAUAUAUUUAUGUCAG
Messenger RNA from Cololabis saira (Pacific saury), 4219 nucleotides. RefSeq names its product membrane-associated ring finger (C3HC4) 1 (gene marchf1). The record is from RefSeq and is a predicted model, not a curated record. Gene Ontology annotation, biological process: antigen processing and presentation of peptide antigen via MHC class II; protein polyubiquitination; immune response. Gene Ontology annotation, cellular component: early endosome membrane; lysosome; late endosome membrane. The transcript is spliced from 8 exons. Gene Ontology annotation, molecular function: zinc ion binding; ubiquitin protein ligase activity; MHC protein binding. The coding region runs from base 416 to 2125 and encodes 569 amino acids. NCBI's taxonomy places the organism in Eukaryota, Metazoa, Chordata, Actinopteri, Beloniformes, Belonidae.